Pecten maximus is the source of this 4257-nucleotide messenger RNA. Its product is annotated as CDP-diacylglycerol--glycerol-3-phosphate 3-phosphatidyltransferase, mitochondrial-like. Lineage: Eukaryota; Metazoa; Mollusca; Bivalvia; Pectinida; Pectinidae. Gene Ontology annotation, cellular component: mitochondrion. Gene Ontology annotation, molecular function: CDP-diacylglycerol-glycerol-3-phosphate 3-phosphatidyltransferase activity. The transcript is spliced from 9 exons. The record is from RefSeq and is a predicted model, not a curated record. Gene Ontology annotation, biological process: cardiolipin biosynthetic process. Bases 83 to 1651 code for a protein of 522 amino acids.
UGUAAAUAGUGCCUUACUCUACGCUCAUCGAAGCGGUGCCUCGGAAAGUCAUCGAGGGUAUCUACGACACAACAACAACAACAUGGCGCUUGGCGGUUUCAAUCGUCUUUUCCGUUCAUGUGGACAGAAAGUCAUUGGUUUUAUAGGAAUGUUCGGCAGUUUAAGAUAUCUGUCACAGACCAACUGUAUGAAAGACAUUCAGCGACAGAUCAGUGCCGAGGAGGACAAACACAGUGAACACAUUACAACAAAUGACUCAAUCAGGCAUGCUUUUUCUUGGAUUGGCAGUGAGACUCCAUGUUUUGGUAUUAAUGGCCAUCAAGUACAGGUCCUACAACAACCAGAUCAGUUUUAUGAAACAUUAAAGAUCAGAGUGAAGCAGGCAAAGAAAAGAGUGGUUCUUGCCUCGCUCUACCUAGGAACUGGAAUCCUGGAACAGGAACUGGUGAAUAACAUACGCGAGGCCUGUCUCGAAGCCCAGAGAAACAAUGAUGAGGACUUCGAGGUGCAUGUACUGUUGGACUUUGUCCGUGGUUCACGUGGACAUGAGAACUCAUCAAGAACAAUGCUGACACCACUCUUAAAAGAAUUCAAGGGAAUGGUUCAUGUCCAUCUUUUUCACUCUCCCAAUCUGCGUGGUCUGCUACGCUCCCUACUGCCACAGCGAUUUGACGAAAUUGUAGGAUUGCAUCACAUGAAAAUGUAUUUGUUUGAUGACAGUUUCAUCAUCAGUGGGGCAAAUCUAAGUGAGUCUUACUUCACCGAUCGACAGGACCGCUACAUCUUGUUCAAUGAUUGUACAGAGAUGGCCAACUUUUUUUCGACUUUGGUGAAGGGUGUAACUGCUUCCUCUUUUGUCCUCCACUUUGACAAUACUGUCACUUUAUCACCACAUUGUGACGCUCAUCCUUUUGAUGACAAAGAUGAUGGUGAAGGGUACAAGAAAGAGGCCCGCCAGAGGAUCCUAGAUAUUGUUAGAGAUGAGAUGAGUAAAGCACAUCUGCCAAGGGAUGAUGUGGACACCUGGGUGUACCCUCUAAUACAGAUGGGCCCCCUAGGCAUCCAGAAUGAUGAACAAGUUAUGAAACGCAUGUUAAGAAAAGCCAGGAAGGAGGAGAAGUUGCUGCUGGCUUCUGGAUACUUCAACUUGACAGACGACUAUAUGCAGAUUAUUCUACAAGAAACGGAUGCUCAAUUUAAAAUCUUAAUGUCUUCACCAGAGACAAAUGGAUUCUUUGGUGCGAAAGGUGUGUCUGGGGCAGUGCCUUUCGUUUAUGUGCAGACUGCUAAGGAGUUUUACAACAGGAUUUGUCAGGGCGACCAGAAAUCACGAAUACAGCUGCAGGAAUACUUCCACGAGACUUGGUCUUUCCAUGUGAAGGGCCUAUGGUACUAUCUCAGCCACUCCAACCUCCCUGCCAUGACAAUUAUUGGCUCCAGCAACUUUGGUCACAGAUCGGUGUACCGAGACCUUGAAUGCCAGGCUGUUGUAGUUACAGAAAACACUAACCUUCAGAAUCAACUCAAAAAGGAGCAUGAGGAUUUAUACCAGAGGUCAUCUACUAUUACUGCCGACACAUUCCAGCAACAGAAUCGUUAUGUACCGCUGUGGGUGAAAUUUGUCACAAGGACUUGCCGUACCUUUUUUUAAACAUGAUGUGGAGCUAGUAAUGUAUAUAUUUUAAUGUCCUAAUUAUUUGUUUCCUGAUUUUGGAUUCACUGGGUGUCUCGUACAUGUCUUCAGUCUGGUAAUAUAAUACUGAUGUGAACUAAAAAAGUUCAUAACAUGAUAAUAAAUUUUCCAUUGUUUGUAUGCAGAAUGCGGCUUUCUGAUUGGUCGAGAUUUUUUUUCAUACCUCUGCACAUUGAUUUUCGAAAUAGAAUCCCAUAUAAGAUCAGUUAAAUUGUAAAUAAAACAUGUUCUAAUUUUGAAAAUCAAUUUUAAAAAUGAAUUAUAAGCGUUGAUGUCAAUUUUUUUUAGUUUCAUAGGGGUAUGGAAAAAAAUUGUUUGCCAACUUUUGUAAAGAUCUGCUACGCGGAUUCGUACAGAUUGCAAAAUUUGCAAAAAUACAAAGGAUUUUAACAUAGAACUAUUAAUUUUUUAAAAUUUAAGUUUAAAAUUAAUUAUAAGCGUUGAUGUCAAUUAUUUUUUAGUUUCAUAGGGAUAUGGAAAAAAUUUUGUUCGCCUACUUUUGUUAAGAUCUGCUACGCAAAUUCGUACAGAUUGCAAAAUUUGCAAAAAUACAAAGGAUUUUAACAAAGAACUAUUCAAAGGUAAUUGAACUUUUUCACAUUUAAACCCAUAGAUAUUUAUAUUCACUACCAGAUAAAGAGUUAAUGCUCAUUUCUCAAAUGAACUACUAACUGUACUAUAUGGAUGUACAUUCAUUACUAUCAGUGGUGUUAAGAGGUUCAUUACUGAUAUACACUGUGUGGGAACCAUGUGGUAUUGUACAUGCCAAGAAAAUGUCCAAAUGUCUUACUGUAACAGUACUGGGCUAAACACCAGUGGCCAGGUAGCUGGUUAGAGUGUCUGUUACGAGAACACUAGUGGCCAGGUAGCUGGUUAGAGUGUCUGUUACGAGAACACCAGUGGCCAGGUAUCUGGUUAGGGUGUGUGACGAGAACACCAGUGGCCAGGUAGCUGGUUAGAGUGUCUGUUACGAGAACACCAGUGGCCAGGUAGCUGGUUAGAGUGUGUUACGAGAACACCAGUGGCCAGGUUGCUGGUUAGAGUGUGUUACGAGAACACCAGUGGCCAGGUAGCUUGUUAGAGUGUGUUACGAGAACACCAGUGGCCAGGUAGCUGGUUAGAGUGUCCGUUACGAGAACACCAGUGGCCAGGUAGCUGGUUAGAGUCUGUUACGAGAGCACCAGUGGCCAGGUAGCUGGUUAGAGCUUGUUAUGAGAACACCAGUGGCCAGGUAGCUGGUUAGAGUGUCUGUUACGAGAACACUAGUGGCCAGGUAGCUGGUUAGAGUCUGUUAUGAGAACACCAGUGCGCAGGUAGCAGGUUAGAGUCUGUUAUGAGAACACCAGUGGCCAGGUAGCAGGUUAGAGUCUGUUACGAGAACACCAGUGGCCAGGUAGCUGGUUAGAGUGUGUUACGAGAACACCAGUGGCCAGGUAGCAGGUUAGAGUGUCUGUUAUGAGAACACCAGUGGCCAGGUAGUUGGUUAGAGUGUGUUAUGAGAACACCAGUGGCCAGGUAGCAGGUUAGAGUCUGUUAUGAGAACACCAGUGGCCAGGUAGCAGGUUAGAGUGUCUGUUACAGGAACACCAGUGGCCAGGUAGCUUGUUAGAGUGUCUGUUAUGAGAACACCAGUGGCCAGGUAGCAGGUUAGAGUCUGUUAUGAGAACACCAGUGGCCAGGUAGCUGGUUAGAGUCUGUUAUGAGAACACCAGUGGCCAGCUAGCAGGUUAGAGUCUGUUACGAGAACACCAGUGGCCAGGUAGUUGGUUAGAGUGUGUUAUGAGAACACCAGUGGCCAGGUAGCUUGUUAGAGUGUCUGUUACGAGAACACCAGUGGCCAGGUAGCUGGUUAGAGUGUGUUACGAGAACACCAGUGGCCAGGUAGCAGGUUAGAGUGUCUGUUAUGAGAACACCAGUGGCCAGGUAGCUGGUUAGAGUGUGUUACGAGAACACCAGUGGCCAGGUAGCAGGUUAGAGUGUCUGUUAGGAGAACACCAGUGGCCAGGUAGCUGGUUAGAGUGUCUGUUAUGAGAACACCUGUGGCCAGGUAGCAGGUUAGAGUGUCUGUUACGAGAACACCAGUGGCCAGGUAGCUGGUUAGAGUGUGUUACGAGAACACCAGUGGCCAGGUAGCAGGUUGUGUACAAGAUAUCCAAUGAACUUAUGGACAUAACAUCACAGCAGUGGACAGAUUUAGUUUACACCAUAAUAUCACAUAUCAAAUCAAAUUCUUCUCUUUAUUUUAUUAAAGAGCCCCUGCCCACUUUGCUUUUAUUUUCUACCAUAUAGGACAUAUCAUUGCAGAUUGAAAAAAAUAGAUUUAAUGAAGGCAGCCUUAUAUAACAUUGUCUGGAAAAAGUGUGAAUAAUAUGAUAGCUUGUUUUUAGGAAUUAAUUUCAUUAUUAAGCCAUUACAUGAGGUAGGAUAGUAUAUCUACCCUAUAAUUCAUGUAUAAUGGACCAUUCAGGAGGAAAUGAUGAUAUUAUUAGAGAAAGUAAGGGAAGUCCUUGUGGCAGCUGAGACAGUAAAGAAGAUCCUUAUGGGUUUGAGAGUAAGAGAACUCC